Messenger RNA from Spirodela intermedia, 513 nucleotides. Lineage: Eukaryota; Viridiplantae; Streptophyta; Magnoliopsida; Alismatales; Araceae. The record is from the annotation of a GenBank genome assembly.
AUGGAGACGGCGCAGAGCAAGGAGGAGCAAUGGGAGGGGAAGGUCACCGCGAGGCUGCUGGAGACGGGGGCCCAUCAGGCGUGGCAGCUUCUGAGCGACUUCUGCAACUUCCACAGGCUGCUACCCUCUCUGGACGCCUGCUACAGGGUUGCCGGAGAGGAGGGGCGGCCGGGUUGCCUCCGCCGCUGCGAGGCCGCCUCCGGCAGGAACACCGACGGCAGCGCCACCACCUGGGCCACGGAAGAGCUCCUCUCCGUCGACCACCAGGCCCUCAUCUUCACCUACCGGGUGGUGGACAGCAACAUGGGAUUCGGCAGGUUCAUCGCCGAGAUGAAGGUCUUCCCGGAAACCACCACCGCCGCCGCCGCCGCUGAAGGCUGCCGGAUCGAGUGGUCCUUCGUGGCGGAUCCCCUGAAAGGCCGGCGCCUCGCGCGGCUCAUCCUGUUCCUCGAUGGUAGCCUGAAGAUGAUCGCCAGGAGCAUCGAAUCUAAGCAGAAGGGGGGGAACCUCUGA